UUUUAUAGUAUUGAUCUGUUAUAAGAGCAGCAGUCAUGGCUACUAGCAAUGCUUCAGCAAGCCCAAAGGGAGGUCAUCUAAAGAGUUUCAUUCGCAGUGCAAGUCCCAAGGCCAAGAGCAUAGGAAGAAUGAUCAAAAGAAGGAGUUCCAACAAAGUCAAGUCACCAGCAACAGACAGGAGCCACCACUUAGACAACAGCUCUGACUCGGACACAAUUCUUCUGGAUUCCCUGGGAGGUCUCUCAUUGUCCCCAACCACUCCACUUUCAGGGGCUGCAGCGAGGUCUGGCUAUAGAGCUGUGGUGGCAAUUGACUUUGGCACCACAUACAGUGGUUAUGCGUACUCCUUCAGCAACCAUCCUGAAGAUAUCAGCCUGAUGAGGACCACCAAUGGAGGGAGAUAUGGGGGAGCAUCCACUCACAAGAUUCCAACCAUUCUUCUCUUAAAUGAUAAGGGAGGUUUUCACUCUUUUGGGCAUGAGGCACGAGAGGCUUACCAUGACCUGGACGAGAUCCAAGCAAAGAAAUGGCUCUACUUUGAGAAGUUCAAGCUGGAGCUACACACAAGAAAGGACUUGAACAUGAGCAUGGAGUUAGAGGCGUCCAAUGGGCAGAGGGCUCUUGCUACUAUUGUGUUUGGUCAUGCUCUACGCUUCUUCAAGGAGAGCUGUAUCAAGGAGCUUAACGAUGUCUCCAUUGUGCAAGCUGGGUUCUCCUCUGAUGAUAUUCAGUGGGUUGUCACUGUCCCUGCGAUUUGGAGACAGUCUGCCAAGCAAUUCAUGAGACAUGCUGCAGUACAGGCAGGACUGUUGAAGUCAGACAACUGGAAGCAGUUGAUAAUUGCCUUGGAACCGGAGGCCGCCUCCAUCUACUGCCAGAGCCUGCAUGCAAGGGAGUGUGUGCCAGACACACCACUCUCCCCCUCCAGACCAACAGCAGCCGGCUCCUCCUCACCCUCCACUGGGGCACCCACGUACAAACCUCCAGAGUAUCUGACACGAUCGUCUGCUCCAGAAAUUGAUCUGAGUUCGACUGGUGACAGUGACUGCACGAGGUACAUAGUGGCCGACUGUGGAGGAGGGACAGUGGACAUCACGGUACACGAGCUCACUCGUACAAGGAACCUCAAGGAGCUGCACAAAGCCACGGGUGGUACAUGGGGUUCAAUGGGCGUCGACUGUCAAUUUGAACUACUCCUCUCGGAUAUUUUCGGGGAAGAUUUUCUCGUUGAUUUUGUCAAGACUAAACCGAUCAGUUGGUUGGAACUUGUUAACACAUUUGAAACGAGGAAGUGUUCUUUCUGUCCGACCAAGCAAGUAGCAAUAAGCAUUCCUCUACCAUUUUCAUUAAUUGAGAGCUUCAUGGACAAGACGGGUAAGUCAGUACGAACAGCUGUGCAAGAGUACGGAGAGGAAGGUGUGCAGUGGACGUCACAAGGAAUGCUCAGACUCUCUCCCUCAAUAAUGAUGGAACUAUUUGAACCAGUUGUGAGCGCAAUUAUACAACAUAUUCAAGAAAUUCUUUCACUCCCAAAUUUGUCGAGAAUUGAAUAUCUAUUCCUUGUCGGAGGAUUUGCUGAGUCACCAAUAUUACAAGAUGCUGUUCACAACGCAUUUCGACCUUUCCUUAAAGUGGUCAUCCCACAAAAUGUCAGUCUGACUAUCCUGAAAGGUGCUGUAAUGUUUGGGCAUGAUCCGACUGUUGUUCAUGUGAGGAGAUCACUGUUCACGUAUGGAGUGGCCUGCUUAAACAGAUUCAUACCGGGGAAACAUCCAGAAGAGCUGAAAGUGGUCAGAGAUUGCAGUGAAUGGUGUUCGGGCAUCUUUGAUGCAUUUGUGUAUGCAGACCAAGCCAUCUCCCUCGGGCACGUGGUUACCAGGAGUUACACUGUGGCAGAAAAUACUGUUAAACAGUCGACUCUAAUUAAUCUUUACGCAAGUGAACAAGAAGUUGUUGAAUAUAUUAAUGAUCCGGGAUGCGUGAAAGUUGGUCAAUUGAAAUUUUGGCUCUCCUCCGAUGUGGAGAAAAGCGAUGAACCACGAGAGAUAAUACUGUCAAUGAUGUUUGGGGAAACUGAGAUCAGUGCUAAAGCUAUCGACUGUGCCAGUGGGCAAACUGCAAGUGCUUCUUUUGACUUUCUUACAAAAUAACUCAACUGUUCAUUGUACGUGUACGUGUGUGUUGAUGCAUUGAUGCAUUGAUGGUAUAGUGUGAACAGAACUGUCUAUUCAUUAUCUGAAGAUGAAUGUUAUAUAUUGUUCUCUGACAUUAAUUUUGGGCACUGAA
Messenger RNA from Halichondria panicea, 2286 nucleotides. RefSeq names its product heat shock 70 kDa protein 12A-like. The record is from RefSeq and is a predicted model, not a curated record. The coding region runs from base 36 to 2150 and encodes 704 amino acids. NCBI's taxonomy places the organism in Eukaryota, Metazoa, Porifera, Demospongiae, Suberitida, Halichondriidae. The transcript is spliced from 5 exons.